AUCCCAAUAUUCAUACCAAUUCAAUUCUUCAACUACAAAAUAUCACAUACUUAUAAACAAGAAAAACCAACAACAUAUAAUAAACUCUUUCUUGAUUUCUUAAGGUUGUUUGAUACAAUGAUGUCUACAUGGAGGAAGAGAAGGGCGGCCUACCGUGCCAGGAAGGAGCGGCUAGAGGUUGAAAAUGGCGAUAUGGAGCUAGCCAUACCCAAUCAUUUUCGCUGCCCAAUAUCGUUGGAUUUGAUGAAAGAUCCGGUGACUCUAUCAACUGGGAUUACUUAUGAUCGCCAGAGUAUUGAGAAGUGGAUCGAGGGUGGGAAUGUUACCUGUCCUAUUACAGCUCAGGUUUUGAGGAGUCUUGAUCCUAUACCGAAUCAUACCAUACGUAAAAUGAUUCAAGAUUGGUGUGUGGACAAUAAGUCUUUUGGGAUUGAAAGGAUUCCUACACCUAGAAUCCCUGUAAGUUCUGUGGAGGCUUUGGAGAUUCAGUCAAGGAUUACAGCUUCUUGUAAUCAAGGUGAUCGAGUUGGGUGCAGAAAUUUGGUGGCGAAGAUCAAGACGUUGUUGAAGGAAAGUGAAAGAAACAAGAGAUGCAUUUUGAGUAAUGGUACAGCUAGUGUAUUAUCAGCUGCUUUUGAAGUCUUUUCAAGAGCAUCAUCUUUCAGCGAAAACGCUGCGGUAUUGGAGGAAAUUUUGUCAUGUUUGACAUUAAUGUUUCCUCUUGAUGUUGAGGCUAAGGGCUACCUUGGAUCGUCUGCAUCUAUGAAUUGCUUAGUGUGGUUCCUGAAGGGCGGAGUUUUGUCUGGAAGAAGAAACGCAGUUUUGGUGCUUAAAGAACUUGUUUCGUUGGACCAAAGGAAAGUGGAGGCUUUAUCAGGUAUUGAAGGAGGUGCAGAAGCAUUGUUUAAGCUGAUUAAGGAACCCAUUUGCCCUACUGCUACAAAAGCUUCAUUGGUGAUCAUUUACAACAUGGCCAUGUCAACUCCUACAAAUGCCAGAGUCAUUUCAAGUUUUGUAGAUAUGGGUAUAGUCUCACUUCUGAUGGAAAUGCUUGUAGAUACCGAAAAGAGCAUUUGCGAAAAGGCGCUAGGCGUUCUCGAUGGAAUCUGUUGCAGUGAUCAGGGGAGAGAGAAAGCUUAUGAUCAUUCUCUAACAAUCCCAGUUCUUGUCAAAAAGAUACACAGAGUUUCAGAAUUGGCAACAGAAUUUUCUGUCUCCAUACUGUGGAAGCUUUGCAAGAAUGAGAAGAGGAAGGAGGGAAAUGUUCUUCCUGAAGCGCUUCAAGUGGGUGCUUUUCAGAAGCUAUUGCUGCUGCUGCAAGUUGGUUGUGGUGAGAGAACAAAGGAGAAAGCAACUGAACUGUUGAAGCUGCUGAAUCCUUAUAGAGAGAGACUGGAGUGUAUUGAUUCUUCAGAUUUGAAGGACCUCAAAAGGCCAUUUUGAUUUAUCUGAAAGGGGACUUUCCACUUUGAAGAAAGUUUUCUACAGAGAAAAGAGUUAAUUAAUUUCACAUAUGAUUUACAGUUCCAUGUACAAAAUAAGAAAUACAUGAUUAUACAAUUGGAGAAAAUUUCUUUAACAAAUCCUCUUGCAUAUGAUCAUAUCUUAUCUAGCCAUGUUUGGAAGUGUUUAUGUUGGAUUUGAAUAAGUCAGACGUUUUGCGAGUAGUGUCGUGUUGUGAUGAUGAGUCAUCAAAGCUUAAUUGCAAUGUCCUUAUGCUUUUGAUUAAUAAAUUAUCAUUCUUAGAA
Ricinus communis (castor bean) is the source of this 1748-nucleotide messenger RNA. Its product is annotated as U-box domain-containing protein 21. Bases 118 to 1443 code for a protein of 441 amino acids. Gene Ontology annotation, biological process: protein ubiquitination. The transcript has a single exon. Gene Ontology annotation, molecular function: ubiquitin protein ligase activity. The record is from RefSeq and is a predicted model, not a curated record. Lineage: Eukaryota; Viridiplantae; Streptophyta; Magnoliopsida; Malpighiales; Euphorbiaceae.